This is a messenger RNA of Vollenhovia emeryi, 3092 nucleotides long. It is a transcript of the gene S6kII, whose product is annotated as ribosomal protein S6 kinase 2 beta. The record is from RefSeq and is a predicted model, not a curated record. Gene Ontology annotation, biological process: protein phosphorylation; intracellular signal transduction. The transcript is spliced from 13 exons. Lineage: Eukaryota; Metazoa; Arthropoda; Insecta; Hymenoptera; Formicidae. Gene Ontology annotation, molecular function: magnesium ion binding; ribosomal protein S6 kinase activity; ATP binding. Bases 661 to 2904 code for a protein of 747 amino acids.
AUUACUUUGUCGUAAUUUCUUUUUUACCACUAUAAAUAUGUAUGUCACUGCGGUUACUACUAUAAAAUAGGUUAGAAUCGUUAAAAAUUUAACGCUAUACCCCUUUUCAUGGAUUCCAUCUGUCGCUAGCGACAAUCGUGAUCACGUGACCUUUUUGUCGCUUAAAAUGAGCGUCGAGCGUCAGCAUGAAAAGGCACCUUAAAAGAACGCACGGAGGGAGUUAGCGGUCUAGUGUUAUAUAGAAGUCUGUGGUCGGCAGUGAUGCCGUUUGAGAACGUCAGCCACAUCGCGACAGCGGUGGUGGGGAUAGAGUGGGGAUGGUCCCGUGCCGCACACAUGUACGUGUUGCAUACGUGCGCACACAUAUGUAUACAGCACGUAGCCUGUGUGCGGCACGAGAGCCAUCCCCACCACCGCUGUCGCGAUGUGGCUGACGUUCUCAUUUUCUCAAACGUGAGUCGUGAAACGGCAUCGCUACAGUCGGUAGCGAGUAGCGAGACUAGUGAGUCAGUAACACUCAACGGUGGAUUUCGGUUCCGUCGAGCGAACUCGACGAUAAGCGAGCAGACGCCCGCACAUGUUACUAACGAGUGAAUAAAAUAGCAAGUGCUUGACGCGAAAACGCUUGCGAUUCCGCAAAUAGACAAAACUUUAGAUAUAAUGCCGUUGGCAACUCUAGCGGCCCCUUGGACCGAGCAUCGCACAGAUGAAAAGCAAAGCACAGAAAUUCUUCCGGCCGAAAAUCAGGAAGAAACAAUGGUCACUCAGGGAAAUUCGAUCGAAAGAUCGAACUGUUGCUCCGAGUCUCACGAGAUCGAGGUGCGCGACAUGGCGAGGAAUGGUUAUGAGAAAGCCGAACCUUCUUACUUUGAAUUGUUAAAAGUCCUUGGCCAAGGAUCCUUUGGCAAGGUGUUUUUAGUGAGAAAAGUUGUUGGAAAAGACAGCGGAACUCUGUACGCUAUGAAAGUCUUGAAGAAGGCGACCUUGAAAGUUCGCGAUAGAGUCAGAACGAAAAUGGAGAGAAACAUAUUGGUAGACGUGGAGCAUCCGUUCAUCGUCCGACUGCAUUAUGCCUUUCAAACCGAGGGAAAACUCUAUUUAAUUCUAGACUUUCUGAAAGGUGGCGAUCUCUUUUCCAGAUUGUCCAAAGAGGUAAUGUUUACAGAAGAUGACGUCAAGUUUUAUCUGGCUGAACUAGCACUCGCGUUGGAUCACAUACAUAAACUUGGAAUCAUUUAUCGAGACUUGAAGCCCGAAAACAUUCUGUUGGACACGGAAGGCCACAUAUCUCUGACGGAUUUUGGCUUGAGCAAACAGCCUUUGGAUGACUCGAAAGCGUAUUCGUUUUGCGGCACCGUCGAAUAUAUGGCACCGGAGAUUGUUAACCGAAAAGGACACACUUGUACAGCGGAUUGGUGGAGCUUCGGUGUCUUAAUGUUUGAAAUGCUGACGGGCGCUCUUCCGUUUCAAGGUACAAAUCGUAAAGAGACGAUGACGCAAAUCUUGAAAGCUAAACUCGGAAUGCCGCACAAUCUUUCGACAGAGGCGCAGGCGCUUUUAAGAGUGUUGUUCAAGAGAAAUCCGGCAAAUCGUCUUGGAUCUGGCGGAGUGGACGAGAUUAAAAGCCACAUCUUCUUCGCCACCAUCGAUUGGGACGCUCUUUACAAAAAGGAGAUAAGACCGCCGUUUAAGCCAGCUGUUAGGGAAGACGAUGCCUUUUACUUCGAUAACGAAUUUACCUGUAAAACACCUAAAGAUUCUCCUGGAGUACCACCUAGCGCAAACGCGCACGAAUUAUUCCGCGGAUUCAGCUUUGUCGCGCCGGGUUUGCUCGCGGAUGCGGAUCACGUAAUGUCUCCCGAAUAUAGAAACUACGAUAACAUCAGCGCUAUCUUUCCAACCUAUGUCAAUCCCGUUUCCAUAACUGACGAAUAUGAAUUUAAACACGAGAUUGGCAGAGGAAGCUACAGUGUCGUAUAUUUGGCCGUUCACAUAGCAUCCAAGAUGGAGUACGCUGUAAAGGUGAUUGAGAAAUCGAAGCGAGACUCGACGGAUGAAAUAGAGAUCCUCUUGCGAUACGGAAGGCACCCGCACAUCGUAACGUUGAGAGCGGUUCACGAGGAUGAUAAACGAGUGUAUCUCGUGUUGGAACUUUUGCGCGGUGGCGAACUUCUCGAUCGUUUGCUACAGAGAAGGAAUUUCACCGAAAGGGAAGCCGCCGAGGUCAUUUACACUGUUACCAGUGUGGUGCACUAUCUUCACGAGAACGGAGUCGUUCACAGAGACUUAAAGCCGUCGAACAUUCUCUACACGAAACCGGGCGGUGACCCAGCGACACUUUGUAUAUGCGACCUUGGUUUUGCGACGCAAUUACGAGCGGAGAACGGUCUGCUGAUGACGCCCUGUUACACAGCCAACUUUGUAGCACCCGAAGUGUUGAAGCGCCAAGGAUAUGACGCAGCGUGUGACAUUUGGUCACUGGGAGUUUUAUUGUACAUCAUGCUAGCUGGGUACACGCCUUUCCGCAACAGCCCGGGGGAUAGCGCGAGCGAUAUAUUAGGUCGUAUUGGCUCAGGAUAUAUAGACGUCGAAAGCGGGAUAUGGUGUCAUAUUUCCAACGAAGCUAAGGAACUAGUUAAGAGGAUGCUGCACUUGGAUCCCACUCGAAGACCUACGGCAGCUAUGAUUUUGAAAUAUCCAUGGAUUGUAAAUCGACAUCGUAUCCCUCCAAAAGUAUUGCCGGAUGUUAUUAAAGAUCCGCAGAGUCUCAAGAUGGCAGUCGCGGAGACGUAUAGAAUGAUAGCGAGUAGUCCGAGAUCGCCGCAUAUCGGUCCCGUGGUCAUGUCCGAAUUGGCACGUCGUCGAACACAAGGCAAAUCCGGUGGGGCUCUUGCCCAAGUUUAACUUUCACAUUUCUUGUACAGCUUUUAUCUCUUAUCUCUACAAAUUUCAAUACUUAGGAUAACAAAAUCAUAUUUCAAAGUACAAGCGAAGGUAGUUUAAAGUGCCCAUGUUGUAAAUGACCUUGAUAUCGUCGUGGAAAGUAUAUGUAUAACGGAACGUUUAUAACAGUGAGCCGAAUGUGAUAUUUA